CACUUUUGGACGAAUGCGUGAACGAUUCUACGUCAAACUGUCCAAGAGCGAAUUCGCCCUUGAAAAGGUCCAGUUCCUAGGACACAUGGUGAGCGCUCAAGGAGUUCACGUCGACCCCAAGAAAAUCGAAGCCGUACGUACGUGGAAGACACCCGAGAACGUGAAGGAGUUGCAGCAGUUCCUAGGCUUCGCUAAUUACUACAACAGGUUCGUGCCACAGUAUGCGAAAAUCGCAGCACCACUCACGAAUCUGCUAAAGAAGAACACGCCAUACAAAUGGGAGCCGAAGCACCAGGAAGCCGUGGAGCAGCUGAAGCAGGCACUUACGUCCGCACCGGUACUCAUUUUGCCAGAUCUCGAACGCGACUACGUCAUCGAAGCUGACGCCAGUGACCAAGCAGUGGGAGCAGUCUUGAUGCAAGACCAAGGGAAUGGACUGCAACCAAUCGCUUACCUAAGUAAGAAACUACACGGGGCAGAACUCAACUACCCGAUACACGACAAAGAAGCCCUUGCCAUCGUCAUCGCCUUCAAAGCAUGGAGAUGUUAUCUCGAAGGACGAAGAACAACCGUCUACACCGACCACUGCAGCCUGAAAUACUUGAAGACACAACCCAAUCUUUCCAGGCGGCAGGUCCGGUGGAUCGACUUCCUCGAGACACACUUCCACUACGAUAUCGUGUACAAGCCCGGCCACAAAAAUAAAGCAGACGCUCUCAGCCGACCUGCACACCAGUCAUGACGCAAUCCUUGUCGUCAUCGACA
Messenger RNA from Closterium sp. NIES-67, 765 nucleotides. The record is from the annotation of a GenBank genome assembly. NCBI's taxonomy places the organism in Eukaryota, Viridiplantae, Streptophyta, Zygnematophyceae, Desmidiales, Closteriaceae.